AUGCAGCGCACACACAGCAUACAUCACAGCAACAAGCCCACCCGCACAUACCCCCGAGUCCAGGAAUCAAUCUCCACCGCCAACGCACAUCAUCGAAUUACAACUGCCAUGAUAUACACGAUGCACCCUCAAGAGCCGGGCUACCGGGAAUGUGCAUCCCGAGUCCGCACUACCCUGCAGGUCUCGACGGUGGAUAUUCUGCCGGGUUAUCGAGAUUCUGGGCAGGAGGGGUGUGGGCUGGGAGGUGGGGAUGAGUUAUGGUAG
Molecule: messenger RNA, 264 nt
Organism: Plenodomus lingam JN3
Lineage: Eukaryota; Fungi; Ascomycota; Dothideomycetes; Pleosporales; Leptosphaeriaceae
Source: RefSeq, a predicted model, not a curated record